This is a messenger RNA of Thermochaetoides thermophila DSM 1495, 864 nucleotides long. RefSeq lists its product as uncharacterized. Lineage: Eukaryota; Fungi; Ascomycota; Sordariomycetes; Sordariales; Chaetomiaceae. The record is from RefSeq and is a predicted model, not a curated record. The transcript has 3 exons. The coding region runs from base 1 to 864 and encodes 287 amino acids.
AUGGCCCCAACGAUAAUCACAACGACCCUCGCAGGAGGGAAACCCCCAAGCCUGCUGACCGUUGCCCGCGCCGCGGCCACAGCAGCUGGCUCAACAGCCACUGCCGUCGCACUCUCCCGUCGCGAUCUCAACCCCACGCAUACCCAGAAAGUUACUCUCGGCAUCAUCGCCGCUUAUGUCGUAGGCAUCGCAUUGCUGUGGAAUCUGCCCUAUGUGCGUUGGGUUCUAUGGCCUUUCAAGAUGCUAGUCAUCGCCUUCCACGAAUUCGGCCACGCCAUAACCUGCGUCCUCACCGGCGGCCGCGUCCUUUCCAUCUCCCUCGACCCGCGCGAAGGCGGCGUAACUCGUAUGGAAGGCGGCCGCCAAGCAUUCACCCUCCCGGCAGGCUAUCUGGGAUCCUCCCUCAUCGGUGCACUACUCACCUUCGCGGGAUUCAACAUCGUAGCGAGCAAGAUUGCAAGCAUCGUGAUUGGUGUAUGUUUCCUUCUGACGAUUUGGUGGGGGAGGAGGGAUUGGUUGACUAUUGGGACGGUGCUGGCCGCGGUGGGUCUGUUGGUUGGAUGCUGGUUUAUUGCGCAUGCCGAGGCGCUGAGGUAUGUGGUGCUGUUUAUUGGAGUCAUGUCGUCGUUGUAUAGUGUUUGGGAUAUCUGUGACGACCUUAUCCUUCGCAAAGUCAAUUCCUCCGAUGCGAGCGUCUUUGCCAAGCGCUAUGGUGGCUCGUCCCAGUGCUGGGGCGUUAUCUGGUCCAUCAUCUCGCUAGGGUUCAUGGUUGGCGGUAUCCUCGCCGGUCUCGCGGCCUUCAAGCAGUCGGCUUCGGAGCAAAGGGAGGAUUCGAAGAACUUCAUCCCGACUAAGCUCUUCUAG